Girardinichthys multiradiatus is the source of this 1769-nucleotide messenger RNA. RefSeq names its product 1,25-dihydroxyvitamin D(3) 24-hydroxylase, mitochondrial (gene cyp24a1). NCBI's taxonomy places the organism in Eukaryota, Metazoa, Chordata, Actinopteri, Cyprinodontiformes, Goodeidae. Gene Ontology annotation, biological process: cortisol metabolic process; glucocorticoid biosynthetic process; cholesterol metabolic process. Gene Ontology annotation, cellular component: mitochondrial inner membrane. The record is from RefSeq and is a predicted model, not a curated record. Gene Ontology annotation, molecular function: oxidoreductase activity, acting on paired donors, with incorporation or reduction of molecular oxygen; monooxygenase activity; iron ion binding. The coding region runs from base 142 to 1680 and encodes 512 amino acids. The transcript has 12 exons.
UCGGUGCCCGACAUGAAUAAACACUCUCAGUAUAUAUAUUCCUGCAAGGUGUAACACUUCUAAGAAACAAGAACUCGCUCUUAGAAAACUUGCUACCGAGAAGCGACCAUUUAACAUCAACAACAGAUUCAGAGCGGCAGAAUGAGGGCGCAGAUCCAAAAAGUUCCUCAGAUUGUUGAGCUGCUGAAGAAGAAAUCUGUGGGGCUGCAGCACUUCAAGCCCACAUCCUCCGUGUGCGUCCUGGAGAAAGAUGCUGUGGAGGCUGCACCGUGCCCACACGCUGCCUCUAGGGCGCAUAGUUUGGACGCGAUCCCGGGACCCACCAACUGGCCCCUGGUUGGCAGUCUGGUGGAGCUCCUGCGAAAAGGAGGGCUGGCCAGACAACAUGAAGCCCUGAUUGAUUAUCAUAAGAAAUUCGGGAAAAUAUUCAGGUUGAAGCUGGGAUCUUUUGAGUCGGUUCAUAUUGGCGCUCCUUGCUUGUUGGAGGCGCUCUACAGGAAGGAGAGUAAUUACCCCCAGAGGCUGGAGAUCAAACCCUGGAAAGCAUACAGAGAUCUAAGAGAAGAGGCGUACGGACUCCUAAUUCUGGAGGGGAAAGACUGGCAGAGAGUCAGGAGCGCGUUUCAGCUGAAACUCAUGAAGCCGACAGAAGUGGUAAAGCUUGAUGGCAAAAUAAAUCAGGUGCUGGUGGAUUUCGUUGACAGGAUUGGAAAAGUAAGCAAGAAUGGGAAGAUCGAAGACUUGUACUUCGAACUGAAUAAAUGGUCAUUUGAGACAAUUUGUCUCAUCCUGUACAACAAGAGAUUUGGUCUUCUGCAGGAAAAAGUCAACAAGGAAGCCAUGAACUUCAUCACAGCUGUGAAAACAAUGAUGAGCACAUUUGGUAUGAUGAUGGUCACACCGGUGGAGCUCCACAAGUGCCUUAACACCAAAACGUGGCAGGACCACACCGCGGCAUGGGACCGCAUUUUCAGCACAGCCAAAGUCUACAUUGACAAGAAGCUGAAUGGGAAUGCCAACAGAGAUCCGGAUGAUUUAAUCGGUGACAUCCUGCAGCAGAGCUGCCUUUCCAAAAAGGAGUUAUAUGCAGCCAUCACCGAACUGCAGAUCGGUGGAGUUGAGACAACCGCCAACAGCAUGCUGUGGGUUAUUUUUAACCUGUCACGUAGUCCUGCUGCUCAAAAGAGGCUCCUGCAGGAGAUCAGAGAGGUGGUGCCUUCAGACCAAGACCCCUGUGGAGAGCACAUCAAGAGCAUGCCCUACCUCAAGGCCUGCUUGAAGGAGUCUAUGAGGCUGUCACCAUCUGUUCCAUUCACAAGCCGUACCCUGGACAAAGACACUGUGUUGGGAGAUUAUGCCAUUCCCAAAGGAACAGUGUUAAUGAUUAACACUCAUGCACUGGGCUCCAAUGAAGAAUAUUUUAAUGAUAGCAAGCAGUUCAAACCUGAGCGAUGGCUGCGGGAGAACAGUACCAUCAAUCCCUUCACUCAUGUUCCUUUUGGUAUCGGGAAGAGAAUGUGCAUUGGUCGACGGCUGGCAGAACUGCAGCUGCAGCUAGCGAUGUGUUGGUUGGUCAGAGACUAUGAGAUUGUGGCAACAGACAAUGAGCCCGUUAAUGUGAUUCAUUCUGGGCUAUUGGUUCCUAACAGAGAACUGCCUGUGGCUUUUGUCAGAAGAUAAGGCCCCUCUGGAGGUAGCAACAGAAAGACUUUACCCCUGACAGUCCAGUGACUCCCUGCAUUGCUGCUAUGUACAUAAAAACAGAAACA